AUGAUUUGGAAUUCCGUGGCAGGCAAAUCCGAUACCACAUCGCCAGCUGCAUCUCGAAAUGCACACAGGACGGGGUUCCCCAUUCAAAAGUAUUGCGACCGAGACGUUUCACAGAAUACAGAGGAUAACCCCUUCUCAGGCUCCAUACGCUCAGUCGGACGAGCGUUGCAUACGCCGUCAAGCAGCUCGGCAGGUUGGACGUGGGAACCCGGACAGAAUGCAUUGAACGCCCAUAAGCCUCCAACGGCAGGUACGAUCCCUCCGGUGGCACUGGCAAACAUCGCGAACAUUGAAGUUGCCGAAUUCAACCCCUACCUAACUCGGGUUGGCACACUACUCGAAGAAUUGCGAAGAAGAAGGGAGGAGGCGGCAGAUAUUCUCCACAGAAGGAGUGGUGAAACGGAGGAAUUUGGCGCCAGCUCCCACAACGGCUACCUGCGGCCGGAACAGCAGUCAUCAACGUCAAGGGAAUACUCUACCUCGUCCGUCUUUACAUUAUCGCAGGUAGGAACAUCUGCAUCGGCCAGAAGACCCAGUUCAGGUGGCGGAAGCAGAGCUGCGCAACGGUCGUCGCGGUUGUCAACAAUACCGCCCGUUUAUUUCGAAGACAACUUCCACUUGGAGAAUCCUCGAACUUUUGACGUGGUCAGUGAAAGGUCAGAGGUUGUCCGACCGCUGCGCUCGAAAUUAGAUACAACGGCUGCUGCGGACGGCAAUGCAGGACCACCACGAAAAGCCCUCGCAACAAAUGCGGUAUUACAAGAAAAGAUAUCCUGGUAUAUGGAUACAAUCGAGCUGGGCCUCGCGGCUUUUAUUUCAGAAGCUUCCAUAACCUUUUUUACCGCGCUGAGUUCGCUACUGGAGCUCCAUGCAGAAACCAUUGACUCCGUGGAGAGAAUGAAAGGUCUUAGGAAAGAGCUCCAGACUCUGGAUGAGACGUUCGCAAGCGCUGGGCUAGACAUCAUCCGGAAGCGCCAACGGCGGCAGAAUAUCCAACAACUACACGACGCAGUGCUGCAGCUAGAACAUAUUAUUGAGGGCACUGCUACCUGCGAAUCCUUCGUUGGUAAUGGAGAAGUCGAGAAGGCUUUGGAGAGCAUUGAAGCUCUCGAGAGGCUCAUUGCUGGCAAGCCAGAUCCUUCAAAUUCAUCAAUAAGGAUACACGGCCGAGACCUCCAGCUAAGGGAUCUCAGAGAUUUAACAGCGCUACAAGGCUUCAGUGACAGUGUGACAACUCUACGAUUCCGAACCGGCAGAGUUUACGAAACAAGAUUUCUUGACCUUCUUCUAGGCGACCUUCGGUGCCAUUCUGACGGUUUCUCUGCGCACGAGGUACUCACACGUUGGAGCACUGCUGCAGCAAGGUCUCGAGGUGGUCAUGUACCGGACUCUUCGCUUUUUCCAUCCAACAUGAACUCGACCAGCGACCUUCGGUCCACGCUCCUAGCGAUCUUGACAGGCUUGCACCGAGCAAAGCACCUCACUGCUGCUGCCGCUGCAUAUAGAGAGGCCUCACUAAAAGCAAUCCGCAGUCUAGUUCGGCAGCCUUUGCCUAGUUCAAAUGAUGACGAUGAUGAUUCAGCGAUGUCUUCAUCCACGACAGGAAGCAGACAGUUGUCCCGGCAACAGAAAUCAUCUAUCCUUGCUCGUAACCUGCGAGGUCUUCAGCCACAAGAUGCUGAAGAAAUACUAGUCAAGAUAUAUAUCAGUGUCAUCGAGAUGCUCAGAAGAUUAAAAACGCAAGUCAAGCUGCUGCUAGAUGUUGCUACUUCGUUACGUGAUGACUAUGGUCCUUCUGGGCCAGGAUCUCUGCAGAUGGAGCCGCCCCUAGCUAGCCCUACGGCUACGAGAUCUUUCAUUACCGCAAUCGAGCUGCAGGAAAUCCACAAAGUGAUAGACCAACCCAACCUCCUAGGUGAAGCCGUGGACCUCGCGCAGGAUAACGUUGUGAAACUCCUCCUGGUUCGUUCAGAGCAGAAUGCACACCUAUCGGCAACACGGUUCCUCCGCUACUUUGCUUUAAACCUCGACUUCGCUCAUGAGUGCGAGCUUAUCUCUGGGCGAAGUGGUGCCAUCCUCAAGACAGUCGUUAAUGGGCAAAUUAAAGACUUCAUACAGCAGCAUGCCAACGCAGCAAAGCAGUGGCUUACUCGGGUCAUGGAAUCUGACAAAUGGGAUGCAAAGGAUUUCGCGGAGAAAGACACAUCCGAGCUCAAUAGGAUUCUAUCCUGCAGUGCGAGCGGACCUGCUGAAGGGCCAGAUGGUUUGCAAAUUUGGAUUCCGCAUUCAGUUGACGAUCCUGGAUCUAUUGGCCAUGAUGAAACGCAACCCAGCGGUGAUGGCAAAGCUAGGGUCAGGAAUGCGUCCAUUGACGAGGAAAUAUUUGUCCUUCCCUACUCCGCGAUUGUUUGCAUGUACGGUUUAUCCGACUUCUUGCGACUCAUGACUGGCAUCCCAUCAAUGACCUCAGAUAUCGGGGCUUCACUAGUGUCAUAUCUCCGGCUGUUUAGCUCAAGCUGCGAACAGCUCAUUCUCGGUGCAGGGGCUAGACAAUCUGCAGGCUUGAGGAACAUCACCUCAAAGCACCUGGUUCUCGCAUCGCAGGCCCUCGCAUUCGUCGCAACCAUUAUCAGCCGUGUCUGCGAGUUUGUCAGAUACUCUGCAGGAGGUGGUGCUGCGGAUCCGAGUGUUGAAGAGCUUGACCUUGUCAAACACCUCUACCGAGAGCAACAACACAAGAUUUACAACAAACUAGUGGACAUCAUGAGUGGCCUGGUCAACUCACACGUAAAAACCAUGAGGAAUAUCGACUGGGACAAUAGUCAGGCGAAUGUACAUUCCUACAUGGGUACACUGACAAAAGACACAACGUCGCUGUCCCGCAUCUUGACGAAGAAUUUACCAGAAGCAACUGUCCAUAUGGUCAUGAGACUAGUCUUUAUAAAUUAUAAAGACCGCUUGGGCCAAGUCUUUGAAGAGCUACAUCCCAAAUCCGAAUUGGGUCGGGCCAGCAUGCUACAUGACAUUGAGUAUUUUGAGUCCAAGCUCGGCAGUAUCGAUGGCUACGGCGAUACUGGAGAGUAUCUCACUUCGAUUAUAAACUCCAAACAAAGAAGCUUUGGGGCAGUGAAGGAGCAGACGGUGAACUAUGGCAUCCUGAAGCGCGUGGCAGCUGAUACCGCCCGUCGCUGGACCACCAGAUUUCCCCUCGACAGGCAGCGCCUGGACGGGGCGAGCUUCUCGCGCAGCGCGAUGCAGCUGCUGUGCAUUGCCCGUGCCCUCGUCCGUCGAUGCGUGCACGGUGGCAGAAAGGUGUUGGUGUACGAGGCGACGGGCAGCGUAGAUCGAUGGUGUGAUGAGACUGUGCAGCAUGUUGAGGAGCUAUUUCCGGGGGUGAAGGAUGCUGGUCGUCGCGCAUCGGGCAGCAUCGCGGACGCGGAGAAGAAUGUGACGAUGAAGAAUGUCGAGAUUUCUAGCCGCACACAUAAUAAGUAUAAGCAAAAGUAA
Cordyceps militaris CM01 is the source of this 3507-nucleotide messenger RNA. Its product is annotated as GARP complex component (Vps54), putative. The record is from RefSeq and is a predicted model, not a curated record. The transcript has 7 exons. Lineage: Eukaryota; Fungi; Ascomycota; Sordariomycetes; Hypocreales; Cordycipitaceae. The coding region runs from base 1 to 3507 and encodes 1168 amino acids. Gene Ontology annotation, cellular component: GARP complex. Gene Ontology annotation, molecular function: syntaxin binding. Gene Ontology annotation, biological process: retrograde transport, endosome to Golgi; Golgi to vacuole transport.